AUGUAGCAUUCAAGGAAGUAUAUGCAUGGAAGAAGGCUUGCGAGGAACCAAGUGUGAAUAUCACUGGACACCAAAGCACACCUUCUCUUAUGGGUGCUGGUCCACGAAGGUCUUCUAGCAUGGAAGAAGGAUAUGAAAUGUGAAAUGGAGCGAAGAAAUAGAAGGGAAAUGUAAAAGUGAUUUGUGCAGCUUAAACCAGAAAGGAACAAAAUCUACCUAUUAUUGUAGGUGAAUUAGCAAGGAUCAUGGAUGGACCAUAAUAAAAGAGGUCCAUAUUAGGGGCUCAUUUUAUAAUUUUUAAUGAAAGCAAAUAAUGAAAAAAUAAAUUGAAUGAAGUUAGUUAGUUACCUACCUUUCAACUAAACGAUUUUCAAUGUUUUGUACAUCUAGUAUUAGAUAGAGAGUAUUGUAGUUAGAUAUUACACUAACAUGAUGAGUUACAACUACAAGUAACAUCCAAAGUCUUGUUCAUGGAACCAUCCAUAAUGUCUUCCACCAUCACCAUGAUUCCCACAACUUCAUGGUUUACACCAAAGAGGUUACUUGGUAUAUUUUGUGUGAUUAAUUUGUUAAACUAUAUGGAUCGAGGAGCAAUAGCUAGCAAUGGUGUUAAUGGAAGUAAUGGAACAUGCACUGAAGGUGCUGCUGCUACUUGCACUUCUGCUACAGGAAUACAGGGGGAUUUUAAGUUGAACAAUUUUGAAGAUGGUGUUUUAUCAUCUGAUUUUAUGGUUGGACUUCUCAUGGCUUCUCCAAUAUUUGCGUCUCUAGCUAAGAGUGUCAAUCCAUUUAAACUUAUAGGAUCCGGAUUGUCAAUUUGGACACUAGCAACCUUCUUCUGUGGUUUUUCUUUUAAUUUCUGGUCUAUUUCAGUUUGUCGCAUGCUGGUUGGUGUUGGAGAGGCUUCGUUUAUAAGUCUAGCAGCACCUUUUAUUGAUGACAAUGCCCCAGCUUCUCAGAAAACAGCAUAGCUUGCAAUGUUUUACAUGUGUAUACCAUCCGGAUAUGCAUUUGGAUAUGUCUAUGGUGGUUUGGUUGGAAGUCAUUUUGGUUGGCGUUAUGCAUUCUGGAUCGAGUCUAUUUUGAUGCUUCCAUUUUCUAUUUUAGGAUUUGCAAUGAAGCCUUUACAGUUGAAAGGUUUUGUUCAUGCCGAUUUGAUAAAGACACGAGUACCUGAUAUAGUUGCAUCAGGAGUUCAAGUCAUGAGCCCUUCUACCGGCAGAGAUGAGUCGGUGUACUUAAAGGCAGAGUUCAGAGAUAAAAGUUCAAAUGACCAAUCCAAGUCUAAAUCUGUUACAAAAAUGUUUGAUCAGUUCUCGAGGUUUUGGAUUGAUAUGAAAGCACUUCUGCUCAAUAAGGUUUAUGUUAUCAAUAUUCUAGGUUACAUAGCGUACAACUUUGUCUUAGGUGCUUACUCAUAUUGGGGCCCCAAAGCUGGCUAUAAUAUUUAUCACAUGACCAAUGCAGAUUUGGUAUUUGGAGGAAUUACAAUUGUAUGUGGAAUAGUGGGCACAUUAGCUGGAGGAUUUGUUCUGGAUUAUAUGACUAACACAUUAUCAAAUGCAUUUAAGCUUCUCUCAGUGACAACAUUUCUUGGGGCAGCAUUUUCUUUUGGAGCCUUCUUAUGCAGAAAUGUGAACGGCUUUCUUGCUCUUUUCUCUAUUGGUGAACUUCUUGUUUUUGCCACUCAGGUACUUGUGAAUUAUGUAUGUCUCCAUUGUGUUAAACCAAGUUUGAGGCCACUAUCCAUGGCCAUGUCUACUGUUGCCAUUCAUCUCUUUGGAGAUGUGCCUUCCUCACCUCUUGUCGGAGUUCUCCAGGAUAGCAUUAACAACUGGAGAGCAACUGCAUUGAUCUUAACAACCAUAUUGUUUCCAGCGGCUGGAAUAUGGUUUAUCGGAAUAUUUGUGCAUAGCGUGGAUAGAUUUGAAGACGACAGUGAACAACAAGUGUGCACUAUACCGUUACUUCAAGAGAAGACCGGAGAAACAUCAAUAUCUCAUGCACAAUCUCAAGAAUGUUGAUUUGCUUCCUCUGUGUUUUUCAUUUUGUAAAAAUUAUGUGUGUCCGUCCACAAGUCCUAGCUCAACUGGCAAAAACGCCCAUUUAUCGUGAAAUCAUUUUACAUACGUAAACCCAUUUCCUAUGAAAUUCAUAUCAAUAGAAUGGGGUAACUCUUAUUCUCUUUUCUCGUC
This is a messenger RNA of Medicago truncatula (barrel medic), 2195 nucleotides long. Its product is annotated as probable sphingolipid transporter spinster homolog 2. Gene Ontology annotation, biological process: transmembrane transport. The record is from RefSeq and is a predicted model, not a curated record. Lineage: Eukaryota; Viridiplantae; Streptophyta; Magnoliopsida; Fabales; Fabaceae. The transcript has 16 exons. Gene Ontology annotation, cellular component: membrane. Gene Ontology annotation, molecular function: transmembrane transporter activity.